Messenger RNA from Solenopsis invicta (red fire ant), 2510 nucleotides. RefSeq lists its product as uncharacterized. The transcript has 7 exons. The coding region runs from base 29 to 1111 and encodes 360 amino acids. NCBI's taxonomy places the organism in Eukaryota, Metazoa, Arthropoda, Insecta, Hymenoptera, Formicidae. The record is from RefSeq and is a predicted model, not a curated record. Gene Ontology annotation, cellular component: plasma membrane. Gene Ontology annotation, biological process: sensory perception of smell; detection of chemical stimulus involved in sensory perception of smell. Gene Ontology annotation, molecular function: odorant binding; olfactory receptor activity.
UGCGAAGAUAAUUACUUCAGAAUAUGACAUGAUACUUACGCUAAGAAUAUUAUCACUAGUUAUACCUUACUGCAUUACUAUUUGUAAAUGUAUCACUUUUUUACUUCUUCCUACGAGUAUAAAAACACUUAUGGAAUGGAUCCAAAAUGAUUGGAAUACUUUGGAAGAUGUGAAUGAGCUCGAAAUAAUAAAAAAAUAUGCAAAUUUUGGACGACUCUGCACAAUAACUUUUUCAGUAUUUAGUUAUUCAUGCGCUUUCGCUUUACUAUUAUCCGUAUAUCUCCCUGAUAUUCUCAAUUUCGUCAUGCCGCAAAAUUUUUCUCGCGAACGAAACCUUCUGUUCGAUGUAGAAUAUUUCAUCGAUGAACAGAAAUACUUCUACGUUAUAUUUUAUCAUUUAUAUAUAUCGAUAAUUUUCGGUUUGACUAUAGUUAUAGCUACGGAAACACUUUACGUAGCGUAUGUUAACCAUGCUUGUGGAAUGUUUAAGAUUGCUAGUUAUCGAUUGUAUCAUGCCUAUGAUCAAAAUGUUUUACAAAUCUCUCCUUUCAUAAAAAAUGCAGUAAUCCACACGAAAGUAGCCGCAGCAAUAGAAAUGCACAAGAGAGCUCUCAAGUUUCAUGACUUUUUGUGGUCAAAACUAGGACUACAUUAUUUUUUUAUGAUAUCGAUCGGAGUGGUAUCGCUAUCGAUUAAUUUCUUUCGUAUUUUUCAAGCAAUUGUUGUAAUAAAAAGUGCCGAAGAAUUAGUAUUGUCUGGUAUAUUCAUUGCUGCCCAUUUUAUUUACAUAUUUUGCGGCAACUAUGCCGGACAAGUUUUCAUAGACCAUAGUUUGGGGGUUCAUGAAAAUAUAUGUGAUAGUCGAUGGUACCGCAUACCUUUACGACAGCAAAAAUUAAUUCUGCUUAUUCUGCAUCGUAGUAUGCACAGUUGCAAACUGGUCACAGGUGGCAUUUUUAUUCUGUCAUUAGAAGGAUUUACAUCGGUAAUCAAAAACGAUCAUUGUGAAAUAUUAAGUGAUUUCCUACACAUUUUCUACACUAACGUUUUGUUACAGCUCCUCGCUAUGUCGAUAUCUUAUUUCACAGUAAUAUCGUCUAUCCAGCACUAACAGCGACAGAAUAAUUAUGUUUAUAAGCAAUAUUUAUCAUGUAAUAAUUAAUGCCAACUUGCUGGCAUUGCCUACAUAAUUCAAUUAUUAUUUCUUCAUCACAAAAUGUUAAAUAAGAUUUUAAACUUGAUCUAAAUCAAAUUGGUAUAAAUCAAAUAAAUGUGAUUUUUAAUGCACAUUUGAUCUUAAAAAUUGUGUCAGACUUAAAUAUCUUUGUCCCAUGUAAUUAAAAAUGUGUUUAAAAAUGUUACAAUUAUAUUUAUUACUUGCACUACAAAUUCAAGUGUGUGAUUACUCAACGUUUAAUUACUUUUUAAGCAUUUGUAUUUUUUAUGCAUUCAAUUAAAUUUAUACGUAUAAUUUUCAUACUCUUUACACGCGAUUAGGGAUUGGGAUAAGUAACCUAUCAUUUACUUGUUAUUUACUCGCGUCGCGUUUCUCGUCGAUCGUUUUACAUCACCGCUGUCUCUCAUUUGUAAUUUCAGGCUUGCAAUUGAAAUGUAUCGAUGCUUGUGCAUACUUUCGUUUCCUACACAUCAUAACCAUUGUCUCGUAGCGCGCGGUUUCAGGGACGACACUGCAUUGCAAAUCUAAGUGUGUAUUUUUGUGUCUAAAAUUAUGUAAUUACUUUUUACGCCUUUAUAUGUGUGUAAUUUUUUUAUAUACUUAGACAUGUAAAUUAAUAUUGAUGUACGUCUAAGCGUCUAAAGAGUAUAAAAAUUACACGCAUAAAUUUAAUUUAAUGCAUAAAAAAUGCAAAUGCGUAAAAAGAUACUACACAUUUUACACACUUGGAUAUGCAGUGUAAGCAACAUGAUCUAUUUAAACAAAAAAAAAAAAAUUGAUAAUACAAUGUUUCAAGUCUUUUUUUGGCUCAUAAAUUACAAAAAUCACAUAAAACAUAUCAAUAAAUUGUUACAUAGUUAUAAAUCGCAUGCUAAAUUACUUCAAUGUUCUGUGAAAAGAGAUAAGUCAGAUCCGAUUGCAAUAAAAAGAUAUUUUCUAUAUAAAAGAAGUUAUACACAUAUCUACAUAUAUAUAUAUACAAAAAAAGAGAAAAAGAAAGGAAAAACGAGGAAACGGAAGUAAGACAAUAAUAGAGUAGAAAGAGGGAGGAGAGAAAGAAAGAGAAAGAAUGCUUUUUCAAAAACGACAAAAGAUAUACCAAUCAAUCAGUAUCAAUCAAAUAUAUCGGCAAAUUUAUAUGCAAAAUACACUAACUAUAAUGAAAGAAUUAUAUAGAAUUAUAUAAAAACAUAUAUUGGGUUAAUAUAAUGUAAGAUUUAUAACAAGAACUAAAACAUCCAAAAGUAUGGAGUAAUCCCGGUAUACACGUCGCACCGAUCAAAAAUUUAAUUUAUCAAGUAUUAAUUAUUAUGUUUAAGGAAAACUAUUUAUA